Messenger RNA from Cyprinus carpio (common carp), 3120 nucleotides. Its product is annotated as cadherin-12-like. The coding region runs from base 745 to 3075 and encodes 776 amino acids. Gene Ontology annotation, biological process: cell morphogenesis; calcium-dependent cell-cell adhesion; adherens junction organization. Gene Ontology annotation, cellular component: adherens junction; plasma membrane; catenin complex. Gene Ontology annotation, molecular function: calcium ion binding; cadherin binding. The record is from RefSeq and is a predicted model, not a curated record. The transcript is spliced from 12 exons. Lineage: Eukaryota; Metazoa; Chordata; Actinopteri; Cypriniformes; Cyprinidae.
GAGGGAACGAGGGGUCCAUCUCUCUAAUCUAGCUGAUGAAGAUCCCUCACUCCGGAGACCUGACAGGGGUCGCACUCUCUCCAAUCACGCGCGCCACGGACCGCAGAGCCGCGAGCCAGCGAAGCAGUCAGCAAAGCGCUCCCUCGUUCCUCUCGUCUUUUUCUCCCGGACCAGCUCACUCUCUGUCACUCUGUCUCAAACACUGGCAAGCGCGCGCGCUCUCUGUUCAUUCGAAAACCGCAGGGAUCUAUAAUUUAGCACUCUCCUUUGCGCGCGCGCGCCCAAAUUAUUAUUUUUUUUUCGUUCCUCACUAGCGGCACGCGCAUCUGUUUCCGCUUCUGUACUGUACAAGAUGAACAAGAACGGUAGACACCUGAGAGAGAGAGAGAGUAGAUGAGAAAACAAGGAACUAAAACCACGAAGGCAAGGUGAAACGAAGAGGGGGAAAAGGUUGAGAGCAGAUAAAGGAAGAGAGUUUGUGAAGCAUUUGGAUUUUACUGGUUUCAAGCCUCCUUCUAAUUUUUGCCUUUGGAAAAGGACUCACUUAAGCUGCAGGUGAUGAUGAAUCUACUACCCAGCUGACUUGAGUAAUAUCUCCAGUGAGGGCAGACCCUUGACCUCUCCUCAAUCCCCACUGACUUCACGCUCCAACUCGUGAGCCUCGGAGCCCUGGAUCUCUUGUCUCUCACUUCCCAUUUUACCUCUGGACCUUGACGUGGGAACAGUGCCGUAACAGACCGCCCAAUGCUGAGGAGGAACUGCCUGCUGCUGUUCCUGUGCUUCCUCUUUGAGCAGAGCUCCUGCGCUCCCUUCCAAAGCAGGCCAGGGCAAGAGUGGCCCCACAGCCAGACGGGGCCACUGGCGGCAGGAAGGAAUGGAGGUUCCAGAGGAUUCCAGAGGGUCAAGAGGGGCUGGGUGUGGAACCAGUUCUUUGUGCUUGAGGAGUACAUGGGCUCGGACCCACAGUAUGUGGGAAAAUUGCACACUGACUUGGAUAAAGGGGACAGCGCAGUGAAAUACACUCUCUCAGGCGAUGGCGCUGGAACCAUCUUCACCAUUGACCAGAUCACCGGGGACAUACACGCUUUGCGCAGUCUGGAUCGCGAGGUGAAGCCUUACUACACGCUACGAGCUCAAGCGGUGGACAUCGAGACCAACCGACCGCUGGAACCAGAGUCAGAGUUUGUCAUCAAGGUGCAGGACAUCAACGACAAUGAGCCAAAGUUCCUGGAAGGGCCCUACACGGCUAGUGUACCUGAGAUGUCACCUGUGGGUACAUACGUGAUGAAGGUGACGGCGACAGAUGCAGAUGACCCUACAUACGGCAACAGUGCUAGGGUGGUGUACAGCAUACUUCACGGCCAGCCGUACUUCUCAGUGGAUCCCAAAACAGGAGUCAUCAGGACAGCUCUACCCAACAUGGACCGGGAGAUGAAGGAACUGUAUCAGGUCCUCAUCCAGGCCAAAGACAUGGGCGGACAGUUAGGGGGUCUGGCAGGGACCACCACCAUCAACAUCACCCUGAGUGACGUCAACGACAACCCACCCAGGUUCUCCAAAAGCAUCUUCCACCUGCGUGUACCAGAGUCCUCAGCAGUCGGGUCAGCGGUUGGCCGAAUCAAAGCUCAUGAUCUGGACAUCGGAAAGAAUGCAGAGGUGGAAUACAACAUCGUCCCUGGAGAUGGAGGAGCCAUGUUUGAUAUCACCACCAAUGAACACAAUCAGGAGGGAAUCAUCAUGCUCAAAAAGCCGUUGGACUAUGAGACCAAAAAAGCAUACACAUUUAAAGUGGAGGCCUCCAAUGCACACCUGGAUCCACGGUUCCACAAUUUCGGUCCGUUCAAAGACACAGCGACAGUGAAAAUAAACGUUCUGGAUGUGGAUGAGCCUCCUGUCUUCAGCAAACCCUCCUACGCGAUGGAUGUUUAUGAGGACACGCCACAAGGCACCAUUAUAGGAGCCGUGACUGCACAGGAUCUCGAUGCAGGAAACAGUCCAGUCAGGUAUUCCAUCGACUGGAAGAGCGACCUGGACAGCUUCUUCGACAUAGAUCCUGUCAGAGGAACCAUCUCCACCAAUGAGCUUCUGGACAGGGAGAGUAUAGCCCAGCACAACAUUUCAGUUGUGGCCACCAAAGUUAGUAAGUAUGGCUGUGAACCUCAGAAUAAAGUGGUGGUCAGUGUUGUUGUGGUGGACAUUAAUGAGUUUCCACCAGAGCUGGCCAUGCCUUACGAGACCUAUGUGUGUGAGAGCGCCAAAGUCGGACAGGAGGGAGUGUUGACCAUCAGAGACUUUGGAAAUAACACUGCCGGAGUUGUGACCUUGCGUGUCGGCUUCAAACGGCGCUCUCAGGAGAUCUACCAUCUUCCUGUGGUGAUUGAAGACGGUGGCCUCCAGACUUUGAGCAGCACCGGCACCCUCACCAUCCGUGUGUGCGGAUGUGACACCGAUGGAUCUUUAUUAACGUGCAGUGCUGAAGCCAUUUUCCUCCCUGUGGGCCUGAGUACCGGAGCCCUGAUCGCUAUUCUGGUGUGCAUCGUCAUACUGCUAGUGAUUGUGGUUCUCUAUGUUGGGGUUCGGCGGCAGAAGAAGAAAGAGACUCUCAUGACGUCCAAAGAGGACAUCCGUGACAACGUCAUCCAUUACGACGAUGAAGGCGGGGGCGAGGAGGAUACACACGCCUUCGACAUGGGCACCCUCCGCAACCCCAAAGUCAUCAAAGAAAAUAUGUUUCGCCGAGAUGUUAAGCCAGAGUUGGGUUUGUGUCCACGACGGCCAGUAGCCUCGCAAAACAGCGCUGACAUCAGCAACUUCAUCAGUCUGCGAUUGCAAGAGCAUGAAGGUGACACUUCCGCCCCGCCGUACGACUCGCUGGCCACGUAUGCCUACGAGGGCGAGGGCUCGGUGGCUGAAAGUUUAAGCUCUAUAGAGUCUGUAAAGGGUGAAACGGAGGAGGACUACGAUUACCUCAACGAGUGGGGGCCUCGCUUCAAAACCCUCGCAGGGAUAUUCGGAGAACGAUCAGAGAGCCAAUCAGACGUAACAUCCAGUAUCACCACUGAAAACAAACACUGAUGUUUUUUUUUUUUUUUUUUGUUAGUUUUUUUUUACACUGGGUUU